Molecule: messenger RNA, 2367 nt
Organism: Striga hermonthica
Lineage: Eukaryota; Viridiplantae; Streptophyta; Magnoliopsida; Lamiales; Orobanchaceae
Source: the annotation of a GenBank genome assembly
AUGGUGGAAGGAUGGAUUUGUACGUCAAGGGAGGCUAAACUGGAAUUCUUGAAACGUAAGAGGCUGCAGCGGAUGAAAACAGAGCACUCAAAUGAUUUUAGAACUGUGGGCAAGAUGAUGAGCAGGAGUGGUGGUGAUGCUUUAAGGGCUUCUUCUCCAUGUGGUGUGAGAUUACACAAAACAUCUCAUGCGCACAUAAAAAUUGACCGCAGUUCAAAUGAGAAAGUUGAAUGUUCCAAGCGCAAAGUGGAAAAAUCUGAGUCACCUGGCCUUGAAUGGAUUGAUAAAAUUCCAGAAUGCCCGGUGUACUGCCCAAGUUUAGUAGAAUUCCAGGAUCCUUUAGUUUAUCUGCAAAAGAUUGCUCCGGAGGCUUCGAAAUAUGGUAUCUGCAAGAUUGUAUCUCCAAUAAGUGCUACUGUUCCUGCUGGGGUUGUCCUUAUGAAAGAAAAAGCUGGUUUCAAAUUUACCACGAGGGUACAACCACUUCGUUUGGCUGAAUGGGAUAGUGAUGACAAGGUCACAUUUUUCAUGAGUGGAAUAAACUAUAGCUUUCGUGAUUUCGAGAAAAUGGCGAACAAGAUAUUUGCUCGUAGAUACUACAGUGCUGGGUGCCUUCCUGUUACAUUCAUGGAAAAAGAAUUUUGGCAUGAAAUAGCUUGUGGAAAGACUGAAAGUGUUGAAUAUGCAUGUGAUGUUGAUGGCAGUGCAUUUUCAUCCUCUUCUGAUGAUCCUCUUGGAAAAAGCAGAUGGAAUUUGAAGAAUCUUUCUCGGUUGCCUAAAUCUGUUUUGCGCCUUCUUGAAAGAUCAAUCCCGGGUGUCACCGAACCUAUGCUUUACAUUGGAAUGCUGUUUAGCAUGUUUGCCUGGCAUGUGGAAGACCAUUACCUAUAUAGCAUCAAUUAUCAUCACUGUGGGGCAGCAAAAACUUGGUAUGGCAUUCCUGGUCACGGAGCCCUCGAUUUUGAGAGGGUGGUCAGAGAGCAUGUUUAUACACGUGAAAUCUUAUCAGCUGAUGGGGAGGAUGGAGCUUUUGAUGUUCUUUUAGGGAAGACAACAUUGUUUCCACCAAAUGUGCUGUUAGAACAUAACGUUCCUAUUUACAAAGCUGUGCAGAAGCCUGGGGAAUAUGUUGUAACUUUUCCUCGAGCUUAUCAUGCUGGAUUUAGUCAUGGUUUUAAUUGUGGUGAAGCUGUUAACUUUGCACUUGGUGACUGGUUUCCCUUGGGUUCAGUUGCUAGUCGGCGUUAUGCUGUCCUUAACAGGAUGCCUCUCCUUCCUCAGGAGGAGCUCCUGUGUAAAGAGGCAAUGUUGCUCCAUAAAAGUCCGGGACAUAAAGAACUUGAUGAUUUAUAUGCGGAUUUGAUAUCUCACAACAGCAUUAAGGCUUCUUUUGUAAGUUUGAUACGCUUUCAGCAUCAUGUCCGGUGGUGUCUGAUGAAAUCAGGACAAUGCACAGCUGUUUCUUCAUUUUCACACGGAACAAUCCUCUGCAGCCUCUGCAAACGUGAUUGUUAUGUAGCCUACCUGAAUUGCAAGUGUUACCUGCAUCCAUUAUGCCUUCGCCAUGAUUUAAAAUCACUUGAUUUGGCUUGUGGAGGCAUUUCAUCAAUAGCCGUCCGGGAAGAUAUAUUGGAUCUAGAAGCAGUGGCAAGGCAGUUUGAGCAGGAGGAGAGCAUAUUACGGGAGGUUGAACAACAAUAUAGAUAUGAUGAUGACUUUCUUUUGUUAAUUAGGACAUUCCCAGGAGUUGCGAAUGAAGGUUAUGUUCCUUAUUGUGAGAUGUCAAUUGGAUUAAAUGAGGAAAGCUUCCUAAGACAUGGCCAGUUGAACCAUCCGCCAACUCGUCCUCCCUUGUGCAAUGGAACUGUAACUUCUCGGCCUGGAAUUUGUCACGAUUUUGAAUCAAGCACCGAACAUGUUAGUUCUCAGACUAAUACCAAUGAAGAAACCGAGGAUUCUGAUUCAGAAAUAUUCCGCGUCAAACGAAGAUCUUCUUCCACAGUGAAACACAAGAUUGCGCGCAAUUCGUUUUCUGUGAUAACUGAACCACAGGGCUUUAAGCGACUCAAGAAGCAUCUGCCGGAAGCACGCAGUGCCCGGUUAACUCACCAGCUGUGUUCAUCUGCUGACGAUUCAAGUCGUAGUUCGAGUUCGAAUUCAUUCGAAUUUAAAGUAGCCCCAGCUGGUGCCUCAUCGGGUAGGGGAAUUGGUAGUAUUCCCAUCUCCAUCAAGCUAAAGAAGCAGACGGUAAUAAACGAGAAACUCAUCUUAGGCAAACACGGAAAAUCCUCCCACAUCGAGAUUGCGCCCAAACGCCUCAAAGUCAGAGGGCCAUCUGCUUUAGGAUAUGACACAAGGCCUAACUGA